AUGAUGCUGCCAGUUGCCGCCUAUAGUUCUUGCACAGCGGACUUCGUGAAGAUCUGCAAGCGAGACCAGGAUACCGUGAACGAGUGUGUGAGGAAUAGCAUCGAGGAGCUACGGCCACACCUGCUGCGGGGCAUACCGGAGAUUCGAGUGCCCAGCAUCGACCCCUACGUGGUAGAUGAGCUUAGACCUGUACAAGGGAAUCUGAACGUUCUAUUCAAGAAUGUACGAGUCACCGGGGCUGGCGAUUUUCAGAUGAAACGACUAGACGUGGACAUAGAGUCGCGUAGAGUCAACACGACGAUCACCGUGCCGGCUCUACACUUUGAAGGGUACUACUCUGUGGACGCCCACGUCCUUUCCGUUCCUAUCAAGGGAUCGGGGAAUUUUGCUGCUAAUUUAACUGAAUGCGAGGCGACCGUUAUACUGAAGUAUGAAGUGGAGGACCGCAAUGGUAAAGUCUACGCCAAGUACGUCUCCUGUGACCUCCUGUUGCGGGUAGGGGACUACCACAUUACCAUGGAGGGCAUUACUGGGAUCGGAGACCUCGCUGAGAGGAUGAUCAACGAGAACAAGCGGGAGAUGCUGCACUUUGUCCUCCCCUAUAUCCAGGGCACGGUCGGUCAGGCGAUCGUUCUAGAAGCAGCUAACAGAAUCUCCUCCACCGCCACCUAUGACGAAUUUUUCCCAGAACCUUAG
This is a messenger RNA of Aricia agestis (brown argus), 696 nucleotides long. RefSeq lists its product as uncharacterized. The transcript is spliced from 6 exons. Bases 1 to 696 code for a protein of 231 amino acids. NCBI's taxonomy places the organism in Eukaryota, Metazoa, Arthropoda, Insecta, Lepidoptera, Lycaenidae. The record is from RefSeq and is a predicted model, not a curated record.